Hypoxylon fragiforme is the source of this 3018-nucleotide messenger RNA. RefSeq names its product patatin-like phospholipase domain-containing protein. Bases 320 to 2644 code for a protein of 774 amino acids. The record is from RefSeq and is a predicted model, not a curated record. Lineage: Eukaryota; Fungi; Ascomycota; Sordariomycetes; Xylariales; Hypoxylaceae. The transcript is spliced from 2 exons. Gene Ontology annotation, molecular function: triacylglycerol lipase activity. Gene Ontology annotation, biological process: lipid metabolic process.
UUACAGGGUUGGAAUUGUGGCGCCAGCUGACUCGACGUCAUUGCCGAUUCCCGUCUUUCCACUCAAAUCAUCUCUAAUACUUUUGUACACACUUCAUUCUACAUUAAUCUUCUCGUGUCUUCGUAUUGGCACGGAAAAGGUCGAAUUUUCCCGACAAAUAAUACAAACAUUGAAUGCUACACCAUAUUUGUAUAUAUAUGUAUAGCUGUAUGCAGAUCAGUUCGUGAUUUCUAGCCUCAGCUAGACCAUCUUCAUUUCUUGUUACCGUUGCUAUUGGACUGCAUAAUGGUCAUCAGUACUCAACGUCAAGAUAGUGAGUAUGGCAGCUGAAACUCCCAAACCUCGGGUGUCUUUCCUGAAUGGCAGACAUCGUCACAACUAUGGAUUUCCACCAGAAGCUUUCGAUUAUACAAGGUUACCCGACGUCGAUCGAGAUUUCCUCCCCCCCGAACACCUUGCCGCUUUCGCCUCCGCCCUAAACGCUCCCGAUCCAAUACCCAAUGUCGCCGACGAUUCCUCCUCUUUACGAAGCCCCGGUGCUAUGAGCACGGGAAGCCUUGAGCUGACUCGAUCCGCCUCCGUGGCGUCGGCAGACGUUCCAAGCUACCCCGAAGGUGCUACGCAAAGCGGUCCUCAGGGGGGUAUGUUCAUCACGGCGCAGAACGAUUGGGCGCCAGUGAAUCAGAAGAUAUCUAAGCAUGUCCGGAGAAAGAGAAGGAAGAAGACGGCGUUGGGCCGGCGCACAGUAGAUGAGACACGUGAGGGGCAUCUAUAUGGUCUACUAAAAUGGCCCUUUCUCUUCUUUGUUGGAAUGUGGAUCAUCGGAUUAGGGGCAUCAUAUCUACUUACAAGGUUAUACAUCUUCUUGUAUGAGCACUUCAUCGCCUGGAGAGGGGCUAGAGAGAGGCUACGUCGAAAUAUGCGAGCUACAAGCAGCUAUCGUGACUGGGUCAGGGCGGCGAAGGAGAUGGAUUCCUUCCUAGGAAACCAACAAUGGAAAGAAGAGAACGAGUACGCAUACUAUGACUCCAAGACGGUUCGCCGCGUUUGGGAACAGCUUCGCAAGCAUAGGAAGGCUGCUGAGGAGGCAGAAUCAAAGUACUCGAAUGCGCCUGGGUACGAACGUGGAAACAUAUCCGGCGAAGAUGCAGACAACAAGGUGGUCGAAGAACUGAAAGCUCUAACAGAAGCUUGCGUGAAAAACAACUUCGUGGGGGUCGAGAAUCCACGACUCUAUAGUCAGACGUAUUAUGGAACUAAGAAUCUAGUCCAGAACUUCGUAGAUGAAGUGGAGAGAAGCACUCGCUUCUUGACAAAUACCAAACAGCUAUCCCUUGACGAGAAGCGCGGAUUAUUUAAACGAAUGCAUGCCAAUUAUGGGCGCACCGCCCUCUGCCUAUCCGGAGGUGCAGCUUUCGCGUACUACCAUUUCGGGGUCGUGAAGGCGCUGCUCGAAGCGGAUCUCGUACCAGAUGUCAUCACAGGCACGAGCGGCGGUGCUUUGGUGGCAUCCCUCGUGGCUACGCGGACCAACGACGAAUUGAGGCAGCUGCUAAUACCUGCCUUGUCAUGUAAACUCACGGCCUGUUCCGAGCCAAUCACCACCUGGUUCCCCAGAUGGUGGAAGACCGGUGCGAGAUUCGACUCCGUUGAUUGGGCUCGACAAAGUAGUUGGUGGAGUAGGGGCUCCAUGACAUUUAGGGAGGCUUACCAACGGACCGGACGCAUUCUGAACGUUUCCUGCGUUCCGGCCGAUCCCCAUUCGCCGACGAUUCUUUGCAACUAUCUCACAUCCCCUGACUGUGUGAUCUGGUCCGCCGUUUUGGCAUCCGCUGCGGUUCCUGGGAUCCAGAAUCCGGUCGUUUUGAUGAUGAAGACUCGAGACGGAUCCCUCGUUCCGUACUCGUUUGGCCAUAAGUGGAAAGACGGCAGCUUGCGAACUGAUAUACCUAUCAAGGCACUCAAUCUGCACUUCAACGUCAAUUUUACCAUAGUGAGCCAGGUUAACCCUCACAUCUCCUUAUUCUUCUUCUCGUCCAGGGGAUCGGUAGGCUCCCCGGUAACACACCGGAAGGGUCGCGGCUGGCGAGGCGGAUAUCUCGGCUCCGCAACGGAGCAGUACAUUAAACUCGAUUUAACAAAGUGGCUAAAGGUGCUCAAGCACCUAGAGCUAUUACCCAGGCCGCUUGGCCAGGAUUGGUCUCAGCUAUGGCUACAGCAGUUCAGCGGGACUAUCACCAUUUGGCCCCAGGCGUCGCCAAGUGACUUUAUAAACAUCCUAUCGGACCCGGACUCGGACCGUCUUGCGCGCAUGCUCCACGAAGGCCAGCAAAGCGCAUUUCCCCGGCUCAAGUUCAUCGAGAACAGGCUCCGGACCGAACGACUCAUCGAGGAGGGCCGUCGGGCGACGCUAUCUACAGGGCAAAGAAGAGGCAGCAUCGAAAGUAUCAUCGAUGAAGAUGGACUGAGGAAUCUGUUGCGCUCGAGUAGUGGCACUGGGACAACGGACGAAGAAAGCACGGAGGCCGAUGAUGGGGAUGGAGAUGCCGAGACUUAUAGUGAUAGGUAUGGCGACGAGGAGGUGAUUGAGGAUGGGGAUGCAGAAGGGGCUGUUGAGGAGGGGGGGCAUUCGAAGCAAGAUUAAAAUACAAUGCUUGUGUGCAUUAGAGCAGGAGGAGAGGAGGCAUAGCAGACAAGCGCGUUUGAUAUUUGUUCCUACUUAGUUAUAUACGGCAUGCAUGGGAAAGGGGGGUACGGGGAGUCCAGCUGGAGAGAUGGUCAUUUGUUUUGCACUUUCAAGAAAAUUCAAAAGUAUAGCAUUAGUAGGUAAUCAUUCAAGGUUUUUGGAAUUCCAUGGUCGGUGUGUUCUGUUGUGCAAAGAUGGGCUAGGUAGGUACAUAGUAGGUAAGUAUCUAAGAUAUGUAGAUUUACAACAGAAUGGACGUGUUAAGUGUGUAGAUAUGUAAGUAUAUAGGUACCAUAUAUAGGUAUAUAUAUAUAAGCACCUAUCCGUACCUA